This is a messenger RNA of Alosa alosa (allis shad), 3988 nucleotides long. Its product is annotated as lethal(3)malignant brain tumor-like protein 4. Gene Ontology annotation, cellular component: nucleus. The transcript is spliced from 20 exons. NCBI's taxonomy places the organism in Eukaryota, Metazoa, Chordata, Actinopteri, Clupeiformes, Clupeidae. Bases 205 to 2229 code for a protein of 674 amino acids. Gene Ontology annotation, molecular function: zinc ion binding; protein binding. The record is from RefSeq and is a predicted model, not a curated record. Gene Ontology annotation, biological process: regulation of DNA-templated transcription.
CUGUUCUGGAGCAUGCGCAAAGCGUCGAAAGAACCCUGUUUCUGCUGUCACAACGUUGAGGGGUAAACCGACUGCGAGUGGGUUUUUCCGAAGGCAUUUGGAGAAGCAGAGCUCAAGCGUGAUUGGAAUGGCCUCUUGGAGACUGUGUCCCUGCUAGGGAGCCCUGGGUGGGAGCAAAUACCAAACGAAUCUAUCCUGUCUCUAAUGAUGCAGGCAGAGGAUAAGAAGGACAAGAAGAAGAAAGCAAGUUUGAAUUCAAGAGGUGUGACAGAUGAAUACUGUUUGAGAGAACGACCAAAAGAAGAUCCUACAAAGAUGAAGAAUAAGUCCACUUCACAAGUGAGUGGUAAGAAGAGGCCGUGGUCAUGGGAGCAGUACCUGGGGGAGGAGGUCGCUAUUGCUGCGCCCCUACGCCUCUUCACUGAGUACCAGUCGUUCCCCCACGGCAGAAAUGGCUUUAAGGUGGGGAUGCGCCUGGAGGGCAUUGACCCGCUGCACCCCUCCAUGUUUUGCGUGCUGUCCGUGGCCGAGGUGAUUGGUUAUCGGUUACGCCUGCACAUAGAUGGGUACUCAGAGUGCUAUGACUUCUGGGUAAAUGCAGAUUCUCCUGACAUCAGACCGGCUGGUUGGUGUGAGGAAACUGAUCACAAACUCCAUCCCCCUAAAGGUUAUAAAGCGAAUGAGUUUAACUGGGAGAAGUACCUAGAGGCCUGCAAUGCUCAGGCUGCACCAAAGAAUCUGUUCAAAGCCCCAAACAGUACCUCGACCAACUCGAAAUUUCAAGUCGGCAUGAAGUUGGAGGCGGUGGACAGGAAGAAUCCGUGUCUGGUGUGCGUGGCAACAGUGGCCGACGUCGCCGACAAUCGAUUUCUGGUUCACUUCGACAACUGGGAUGACACAUACGACUAUUGGUGUGAUGCCAGCAGCCCCUAUAUUCACCCAGUGGGAUGGUGUCAGGACCAUGGACGCCCUCUCACAGCACCUCAGGGACACCCCAAUCCAGAGCAUUUCCUUUGGGAGGAGUACUUAGAAGACAAUGGUGCCUCUGCUGUUCAAAGCCAGGCCUUUUGUAUGAGUCCUCCUCACAACUUUCAGGUGAACAUGAAACUUGAGGCGGUGGACAGGAGGAACGCCAUGCUGAUCCGAGUGGCCACCAUCGUCGACACGGAGGACUAUCGGGUCAAGAUCCACUUCGAUGGCUGGCAUGAGAAGUUUGAUUUCUGGGUGGACUCCGACCUGCCCGACCUUCAUCCUGUCGGAUGGUGCGCCCGCACAGGUCACCCUCUGGAGUCCCCCCUGACACACAUAGGACUUUCUGACCUCAAGAGCUCCGUCACCCAGGGAGUGUGUCCCACGCCAGGAUGCCGUGGUGUGGGCCACAUCAAAGGCGCAAAAUACACAGGACACCACAGUGCCUUCGGCUGUCCCUACUCCGACAUCAACGUGAAAAAGGAGGUGGUGCUGCCCGACCGGCUGGGUGGUGAGAAGCAGAUCACCUUCGUCCCGGUGCACUUCGUGCAGAAGACCAAGCGGCUGUUCCCCGAGGAGGAGGACGACGGCAAGGAAGAGGAUGAAGGUCACAUGGAAACCAGAGCCAUGCUGUCAGGUUAUGAGGGGGCCAGUCGUCUGAGGGGCCGCUACUCGUCCAGCCCCCGCUCGGCCGCCCAGGCUCUGGUGAAGAGCGAGCAGAGAGACGACUCUUCGGCUCAGGGACACAAGCUGCUCUCACCCCUGGGCAAGAGAGGCCGGGUACCCAGCAGGCUUGCCCAGUCCACCAAAUAUCUGAGAAUCAAGGAGGAGGAGGAGGAGGUCGAGCUGAACAGCAUGAUCACAGGGGAGCGUAAUGUGGACAGUCUUCAGCAGGCCCUCCACCAGUCGGUCUUCCUGUCUGCAAUGUCGGCGCACCCCAGCAGGGACCUGCCGCUGUGCUGGGAGCAGCACUGUAAGCUACUGCCCGGGGUUGCAGGUGUGCAAGCCAGCCGCGUCGCCCACUGGACCGUAGACGAGGUUGCUGACUUCAUCCACUCUCUACCAGGCUGUGUCGAACAGGCCAAGCAGUUCAGAGAAGAGCAAAUCGAUGGCAAAGCCUUCCUGCUCCUGACCCAGCGGGACAUCGUGAAGAUCAUGAGCGUGAAGCUGGGCCCGGCCCUCAAGAUCUACAACUCCAUCCUCAUGUUCAAGCACGCCGAGGACGACCAGUCCACCAGCAGCGACGCUAACAACACAUGAGCUCUCCCCAAGGGACAGAAAACAAUACAAAACAAAACCACCCCCUGCAAACAAACAAACAAACAAACAAACCCUAGCUAGUUUGGUUACCAGCCCCUCCUUCCUUCUGUGGAAACACACAUAGAUCGACUGUAUCUUUGAUCAACUUCAUUCCGAGACCCCCUCAAACCUUGGUGUGUACAGGUACUAUAUACCUUAAGUCAUUAAGGCCUUUGCCAUGUGGGGCUCUGUCCUGAACACCAUUCUCUACUUGUAGGUCCCAGUGUUUCUUCUCCUCUUUAUUAUUAUUCUUUUUUUUUUUUGGACUUAAUUUCCAAAAUCUGCCUUUUUGAAACGUCCAAACAGACUGUAAGGUGCACAGGUCAAUCCACUCACCUGCACUCGGCACACUGUUUUCUACAUCCUUUUUACACUGAUCCUGACCCAUGUCGUGUGUACUCGUAUUAUAACUCAGAGGUUCGGACAUGUGACAAUCAAGCAUACACACUCUCAGUACAGACAAUACUAUGCUAUAGCAAUCGGCUGGGUGCUCUUCUUGUGGGGGGAGGGCAAAAAAGGUGCUAUUUCUACUCAAAACCGAAGCAGUCUAACACAUAAACACACAAGCGGCAGGACUUAAAGCAAAUGGUACAUAUUUUGAUCUUGUCUACUGACUUAAAAUCUAGGAGGUGCUCGCUAUGUUGUCUACUCUUAUUUGACUCUAUUCUAUUUUGUAUAAAUGUUGUAUAAUUUCACUGUACCUACUGAUUCACCUUUAUUUAUUGUGCAGGCCCAAGGGUGUUUUGCACAGUUGAAGGAAAAUAAUAAUAUAUGUCUAUGAAUUUUGAAAUGCCAAAAUUUGUUUUAAAAUUGAAAGAAUUUAUUUUAUAAUAUAUUGCACAUUAGAGAAAUCUAGAAACGCGCUAGAAACAACAAAAGGAAAAAAGCAUUCAGUUGUUGUCCAAAUAAAUCCCAGGUUUUGUUUUGACAUGUCAUUGGUAAUUUGACGUAGCUUCAAGACUCUGCAGUCUUAUAGUUCGUGGUGACAUUAGCAUCUCCAACUGUACAUGGUAUUCUCUAUUUAGCCUUUGUUUCUGUUGUUGUAUAUCUGGACCAACCUUCAACAAUUCAACAAGGUGAACUGCAAGUUCCGCGCUCAUUCUAGCCUCCAUUACAAUAGGCGAGGUUCCCCCGCUCAAAAUAUUUGUUCUGUUUCAGAGCAACUUUCGUAAUGAUUUAUUUAAUAAACUUGUUAUAAUGCACAGUUAAUAAUACGUAUAAAAUUAUAUAGGUAUAUAUUUGCUAUAAAUCUUGACUUAGUGUAACUACAAUAUAAGAAGAUUAUUUUGUUUGCUUAAGCUUUUCUUGUAAAUGUGGUCAAAGAAAGACAGCCAAGCACCAAUGAAAUGAUCAGGAAUGUGAAACAGAAACUGUCUUUUAUUUUUGUUUUGAGUUUUUGUUUUCCUUCUUUAUUGUGCUUACCUUCCUGGGGCCAUCUUUAUCCCAAAAUGAAGAGCAUCUGAAAGUGUUGGCUUCUGAUGCGUAUAUUUUCCACUGCUGUGCUGUGCUGUGCAAGACUGCUGGUUAGUGCAUGGAGAAACCUACAGGAACAACUCAAUGCAACCUCUCAGCUCUGUUAAACAUAACAGCGACAACUUGAGUCCAACAAAACUGUUCUGUACAUAUUUGUAAACCCUGUUUCUUACACUGAUUUUACACUUUGUAAAACCAAAAGCAUUCAGAUCACAACUUCACAACCCAAAUAAACCGUAGAAACUCU